CGUGAACGCGAUGAUGACGAUGAUGAGUGGCGUCGUCAAGAAGCACGCCGUCUCGAAAUCAAAUACCGAGAAGAACUGGCAGCCGCAGACGCUAAAGCGCAACGCGAUGCGGAGGAGCUCCGACAGCAAGAAAAAGCAGAAGAACGAGCUGAGCAAGUUCGACAACAUGCACAACGCAUCCGACAGCAAGAAAAAGCAGAAGAACGAGCUGAGCAAGUUCGACAACAUGAAAAACGCAUCCGACAGCAAGAAGAAGCAGAAGAACGAGCUGAGGAAGUUCGACAACAUGAAGAACGCAUCCGACAGCAAUAAAAAGCAGAAGAACGAGCUGCUGAGCAAGUUCUACAACAUGCACAACGCAUCCGACAGCAAGAAGAAGCAGAAGAACGAGCUGAACAAGUUCGACAACAUGAAGAACGCAUCCGACAGCAAGAAGAAGCAGAAUAACGAGCUGCUGGGCAAGUUCGACAACAUGAAGAACGCAUUGCAGCUCUUCGCGCUGAGGAGGAUCGACUUCGCGCAACACAGGAACGGCUACAGCAGCAGGUGCUAG
Molecule: messenger RNA, 553 nt
Organism: Prorocentrum cordatum
Lineage: Eukaryota; Dinophyceae; Prorocentrales; Prorocentraceae
Source: the annotation of a GenBank genome assembly